CCCAGGACCGGACUCAGACCACGCCGCACGGUAACCCCCCUGGGACCAGCACAAGCCAGCUGUCUCAGCUCAGGCAGGUAGGCUGCCAGCCAGCGAGAUAGCCAGCAGAAUCUCUAAUCUGUCCUGAUUGCCCAAUGCCCAGAACACAAACUCUACACCCCCUCCCAACUGGAUAGAGAGGCUGGAGAGAGAGAUGGAAUAACUCCAAAAGGGGGUGUGAUCCUUCAGCAAAAUUUAUACAAGAGCCUCAGUUUCAGCUACGUGGGCACUUUCUCUUCCCAGCUACUUGGAGCUCCACAGGUCACCCACAACCUCCCCAUAGAUCUCCUCGGAGCAGCAACCCUUUUCCUCUGCUACACUCCUCUUAGUCUUACACCAGCAGAGACCCUGUCAAAUGAUACAGAAUUCUGAGAAAUGAGCUGGUCAGCAACACAUUGCCUGCAGAGCUCCACAGGCCACCCACAACCUCCCCAUGGAUCUCCUGGGAGCAGCAACCCUUUUCCUGGUCAUCUGCCUCUUUUGCCUGACAGUCCUCUCAACAUGGCGGCAGAUGCACCGCAAAAGCCAGAUGCCGCCUGGACCAACUCCCCUCCCCUUCAUCGGGAACCUGCUCCAAGUCAACACAAGUGAUAUGUACCGUUCAUUCAUGAAGAUUCAUGAGAAAUAUGGUCCUGUCUACACCAUCCACUUAGGGCCCCGCCGUGUUGUCGUCUUGUGUGGAUACGAUGCCGUGAAGGAGGCCCUGGUGAAUCAAGCCGAAGAGUUCAGCGGCCGUGGAGAGCAAUCGGCAUUUGACUGGAUUUUCCGGGGCUACGGGGUUGCCUUCAGCAACGGGGAACGGGCCAAGCAGCUACGCCGAUUCUCCAUCAUGACGCUGAGGAAUUUUGGGAUGGGAAAGAGAUCCGUCGAAGAGCGGAUCCUGGAGGAGGCCCACUUCUUGCUGGAAUCCCUGAGGGAAACAAAAAGUGCGCCUUUUGACCCCACCUACGUCCUGAGCCGUUCAGUGUCCAACGUCAUCAGCUCCAUUGCCUUUGGCAACCGCUUUGAAUACGAAGAUAAGGAGUUCCUCUUCUUGCUCAGCACUUCGCUGGAAGUCUUCCAGUUCACUGCCACCUCUUGGGGACAGCUCUACGACAUGUUCUCUGGCAUCAUGCAGCACCUGCCUGGCCCACAAGAUAAAACCUUCAAGAAGCUGUUGGGCCUGAAGGAAUUCAUUAAAAGGAAGAUAAAAGAAAACAAGGAGACCCUGGACCCUAACAACCCUCGGGAUUUCAUUGACUGCUUCCUAGUGAAAAUGCAGCAGGAAAAGGAAAACCCAAACUCAGAGUUCUUCCUAGAGAAUCUGGUUUGUACAACAGCUAACCUCUUCUUCGGUGGCACAGAAACGGUCAGCACCACCUUGCGCUAUGGCUUCCUGCUUCUGCUGAAAUACCCGGAGGUUGAAGAGAAAGUCCACGAAGAGAUUGAACGGGUGAUUGGCUCCAGUCGCACUCCCAACAUGGAUGACCGUCCCCUGAUGCCCUACACGGAUGCUGUGAUCCACGAGAUCCAGAGAUUCGCUGACAUGCUCCCCUUGGGGUUAGCGAGACGUGUGACCCGUGAUACCCAGUUCCGGGGAUACACCAUUCCCAAGGGAACUGAAGUGUUUGCUUUGCUGGGAUCCGUGCUGAGAGACCCCCAACAUUUUGCAAGACCAGACGUGUUUGACCCCAAACAUUUCCUGGAUGAGAAUGGGCAGUUCAAGAAGAAUGAGGCUUUUAUGCCAUUCUCUACUGGGAAACGCUAUUGCUUUGGAGAGCAGCUGGCCCGAAUGGAACUUUUCCUCUUCUUCACCAGCAUCCUGCAGAACUUCCACCUAAAAUCCCCCAUCCCUCCUGAAAAGAUCGACCUCUCUCCCAUGCUGGUUGGCUUUGCCACCGUUCCACGUUUUUAUGAAAUGUGCGCCAUUCCCUUGUGAAAGAGGAGGACAGGUGUCUUGAUUGUCACCCACCUUGGCUGCCCCAAAUUCAAAAGUUGGAGAAAACUUGAACUCAGGAAGGGCCAGAACAGGUUGACCCUUCCUCCUCCAGAAUCUUUCUUUUCAAGCUCCAUGAUCUCUGUUUCCAUGGGUAGAAUUUCUCUUCUCUGCAUUUUCUUGGAAUUGAUCUCACAGGUCCAUAAAUAUCUGGUCCCUGGCUCUCUGCCCUCUUCCUCCCCUACCCCACUUCCCUGAGGUACCAGGGUUGAGUCCUUCUCAUCUUCCCCCUUUCUGGUCACCAGUCUCCCUUCUGGCGCCUAGUCCAACUCUGAAGUCUUUAUUUCCAUGCCAUGUCCCCCACCCUUUCCUGUCUUUGUUCUUCCACUUGUGAUAUGUUUGCCAACAUACCUUUGCUGACACUUUCAUUGUGAGUAGUUAAGGAAGAAUUGUAGUUAAGGAAGAACCUGUGGGAUAGGUGUCAGGAUGAUAUGUGGGUGCUUGCCGAGAUAACAGCCCAGGAUUCCAGCCUGUCUUUACGAGAUUUAUUAAGUCCAAAACUAUGUACAGUACGGAGCUCUUGAAAGCAUGUCUGCCUCAAUCGCUAUCAGUUGCCGGAAGUGGCUCACGCCUGUUCCCCCUCCAGUGGAGAAGCUUCCUGACCUCCCCCCCCCCUUUUCCUCCUCUCCUUACGUGAAAACCUAAGCGCCGGAGGCUGCUCCUUUCUCUCUACUAUAGCAGCCUUUGGAUUUCCCUCCCUCUCAUUUUCCGUGUUCCUGACAGUCCCUCCUCCUCUCCCUCUGACAAGUGCAGCUGCUCAUCAAAGGAGGCGGCUCUCUGUACAUUCCGGUCUCUCCCCCCUUCUCUGCCAACCGAUCCCUGACAAUAGGACAGUUGCUAGCACGGUUUACAGCUUGAGGAGGUCAGCCAAAUCUUGUGUCUCUGAAUAUUUCCAUCUCUCAAUCCACAGUAUGAUGAGCAGGGGCAGCGGAGGAGGAAGCCACUCAGGCGUCUGGAUUGGUGCGCCCAGGGGCGGGGCACACUUCCUAUAGGGGCGGGGCGAAGGCGGGGUGAGCCACCCAUAGGGGAAGGCCACAGCGCGGGGCCUCUGGAGUCUGCCUGUCUCCUCCCACUCAGCUGCCUACAGCUGGGUGGGGGGAGGCAGUGGAUGGACCAUUUGGGCAGAGCGGAGCCUGUGCGCGCCCAAACCACCGUGUCUCUCCCAGCAUUUUGUCACCCCCCUCAGUGGUGACACCCAGGGCACCCCGCCCCUACUGCACACCCCUUCCUCCACCCCUGGGUAGAAUCUCCUAAGGUAGAAUCUGGGACCCUGAGUCUCCCUCCCCCUGCAACUAGGGGCACUCUUUGACCCCCACUCCAUUAUCAGUCAAUGUUUCGCCAAUGCCAUCUGUUGAAUUUUUUCACAUUUAAUCAGCUGAGAAUGAAACUAAGUUGAAGCGGUAUAUUGAUUUUUCUCAAUACCUCAAAUAAUUAGGGCCAUUCUACCCUGUCAAAGGCUUUUUUGCACUGAAAAGUAAGAAAACAGUUGGUAAAUCUCUGCUUUAUUCAGGAUGUACAGUACACUGCUUUCAAUAUUUGUACUCUAUUGCCUUCUCUUAAUAAAUCCAGUUUGAACUGGACGAAUGUACAA
Messenger RNA from Podarcis muralis (Common wall lizard), 3605 nucleotides. The record is from RefSeq and is a predicted model, not a curated record. Lineage: Eukaryota; Metazoa; Chordata; Lepidosauria; Squamata; Lacertidae.